AUGACUAAUAAUAAUGAUUUUGAUUUGCCUCCGUCCUAUGAUGAGGCUGUAAAUAGCAGUAGCAGUAGCAACAGCAACAGCACCAGACCUAAUCAGUCAUCAUCACAACCACCUGCUCCACCAGCAAGACCUCAAACCAACCGACCACAACCUCCACCUCCAUCUUCUUCUUCUUCUUCAAAUGCUAACUUAUAUACCAACAAUUUGAACUUACCAUUUACGUAUAAACGAGGAUAUUAUUGUUCUAAAUGUAAAAACUCCGGGUAUAAAAAAAAUGGUGAUAUUUGUCAUAAAUGUUGGGAUACACUUUAUUUAAAUCAGAAUGCUUAUAAUCCUAAUCAAACUAAUUUACCAUUUACUUAUCCCAAACGAUAUUAUUGUUGUAAAUGUCGAAAUACUGGAUAUAAAUUGAAAAAUGGUAAAACAUGUCAAAAUUGUUGGGAAUCAUUUGGACCAAGAAAUAGUUAUUCAUUUGUUAAUACUAAUUAUCAACCAUCUUAUUUUGGUGGUACCACUUUUAUUCCUCUGACUAUGGGUCCUCCUAUCCCCAAUGCUAAACGUGUUGCCCCUGGAUCACCAGAAUUAGGCGGAAUACUAUGUGGUAAUUGUCGAGGACAAGGUAUGGUUCAUUUUUUGUUUGAUACGGAUUUAUGUCCUGUAUGUGGAGGAUUAGGAAGAGUAUUUACUGGUCCACCACGUCCUCCACCACCUCAUCCACCACCACCACCACCACCAAUGCCUCAAACUCCUUAUAUGCCACAAUAUCAACCUCAAUAUAUGAAUUAUGGUCCAAAAAGAUAA
Molecule: messenger RNA, 801 nt
Organism: Candida dubliniensis CD36
Lineage: Eukaryota; Fungi; Ascomycota; Pichiomycetes; Serinales; Debaryomycetaceae
Exons: 1
Coding region: 1-801 (266 amino acids)
Cellular component (GO): cytoplasm
Source: RefSeq, a predicted model, not a curated record